AGACGCUGAGGUACGUCUAUUACGUAUGGAGUUGGUUGAGAGAUUCGUUUACAUUUAGGUGAUUGCGCUCCACACACCCUACGAUCGGUGUUGCUUUAGAGAUGUCUGCACGUGUGUACUCCAGCAUCUUUCAAAGAGCUUCCAGUUACGCACUGACACUUCCUGCUGCCUCAUACCAGUGCUCCCACCUCGUAGCAUUCUCUUGUCAUCCUCUACUUGCCCACCGUUGUCGCCUGUCAUCCUGUAGCGCCUUCAGAUCACACCAUUUACGCAACAGAGAUGAGGAGCUGGGAAAUUGGUCUCAGAUUGGGAGAAACCUUUCAACUCACCAGGAUCUAAACUUUCAACUCAGCUCAGUCCAGAUCAACAGUAUUCUGCGGUCUAAUGAGCAGUCUGUGAGUGUGCCUGAGUUUGAUGGCAGGGGACUCAGUGCUGUUAGAAGGUUUGAGAGCAAUCACUUGGCUGCUAACGCACCGAAUGAGGAUCGUCGCAGUGCAGCCACUUGUUUACAGUCAAAGGGAAUGCUUUUUGGAGUCUUUGAUGGCCAUGGGGGUUGGGCCUGUGCCCAGGCAGUCGGUGAGCGUCUGCUUUACUACAUAGCAGUUGCAAUGAUGAGGAAGCACAGCAUAGAAGAGCUUGAAAAGUGCAUGGAGCAUGGCAGACCCGUGCUUCCCAUUUUACAGUGGUACAAACACCAUUCGGACUUCACCUUUAAUCGUGAGUCUGCUUCACUCUACACUGACCACCUGCGAGUUUUCUGGCAGGACUUACUGGAGUGUGAGGAGCAUGAUGAAGGCAUGAGUCCUCAUGAUGCUUUGGCUUGUGCUUUUAAACGGCUUGAUGCAGACAUCUCCUUGGAGGCUCAAGUCCCUCUUUCCUCUGAUUUGAUGAAAAGCACAGCCAUCCAAGUUGCAUUUGCUGGUUGCACUGCCUGUGUGGCUCACAUUGGCACAGAAGGGAUCCAUGUGGCAAAUGCGGGUGAUUGCCGAGCGGUAUUGGGCGUGCAGCAGGAGGACGGCUCAUGGAGUGCAUUACCUCUGUCCCAGGACCAUAACUCAGAGAACCAGGCUGAGGUUGAGCGAAUCAAAGCCCAGCACCCACCCUCUGAAAGAGGCACCAUCAUCACAGAUGACAGACUGCUCGGGGUUCUGAUGCCCCUGCGUGCUUUUGGAGAUGUAAGAUUCAAAUGGAGCCGUGAACUACAGCAGAGCAUUUUAGGCAACUUGGAUUCUAGAGUCGACCUCGACUUUCUCAGUCUGUACCAGUACACGCCACCGAACUACCUCACCCCACCCUACCUGGAUGCCAACCCUGAGAUAACAUAUCACAAGCUAAGGCCUCAGGACCGUUUUCUGAUUCUUGGCACAGACGGGCUGUGGGAUGAACUAGGUAGUGAAGAAGCUGUACGACUCGUUGGAGAGCACCUUAGUGGGAUUCAUCUACAGGCUCCACUUUCUCUGUCUGAACGGCGGCUGAAAUUGGGUCAGAUCCAUGAACUCCUGUUGAAACGGCGGGCCCGUGCCUCCCCUGCCCUAGACUCCAACGCUGCCACACACCUCAUCAGACAUGGUCUUGGCACAGGGGAGUAUGGAGAACUCUGCCAGGAGAGACUGGCCUCUAUGCUCGCUCUCCCAGAGGACCUGGCUCGGAUGUACAGAGACGAUAUCACAGCUACUGUUGUGUAUCUGAACUCUGACCUGGCCAGGGCUCCUCACAGCUAAAACCUUUAAACAUUCACAUCUGUUUAAGCCAGCUUUUUAAAAUUCCAAUGAUUUUAGACAGAAAAAGUAAGUUCUCUUUGGUGAAUGCAUUUUGUGAAAGCAUAAUUGUUGUAUAAACAUAGUCACACUGAUUUUGAGGGUAUUUGAAUUUUUUUUAGAAGGAUUUUAGUCCUUCAGUCUAUGAUGUAGCUGUUAUAAAUAUUUGAGCUGGAUUUCAGCAGUUGCUUGGAGGAAAUCUAGUUAAAAGAAAAGAAUAAGAGACAUCACUAGUUUGCACUUUUGUUUUUGUUAUUCUUGUUCUUUUUAGACAAUCUGUGACUGUUUCAUCUGUAUCCCAUCCGUAUCCCAUUUCUAAACUGUAAAGAGCACCUUUAAUUUGCUUUUAUUUUUUUGUCAUUGACUUUAUUGUCUGACAUCUUUUGUAAUGGACGUUUGUUUAAGAAGUGUUUGUGUUUUAAUGAAUGAUUCUAGGGAAGUAAUCAGAAGUAAUAAAAUAAACACACAUUGCAAAAUCAUCA
This is a messenger RNA of Betta splendens (Siamese fighting fish), 2239 nucleotides long. RefSeq names its product putative pyruvate dehydrogenase phosphatase isoenzyme 2 (gene pdp2). The record is from RefSeq and is a predicted model, not a curated record. Gene Ontology annotation, molecular function: protein serine/threonine phosphatase activity; cation binding. Lineage: Eukaryota; Metazoa; Chordata; Actinopteri; Anabantiformes; Osphronemidae. The transcript is spliced from 9 exons. Gene Ontology annotation, biological process: protein dephosphorylation. Bases 102 to 1721 code for a protein of 539 amino acids.